AUGAGAUUUCAAAUGUACCUGGCAGCCUGCGAAGCAACAGUUUCUGAGCGCACAAAUUCUUAUUUUCAGUCCUACUAUUUUGACCGGGAUGAUGUGGCUCUGAAAAACUUUGCCAAGUACUUCCUGCACCAGUCCCAUGAGGAGCGUGAACAUGCUGAGAAGCUGAUGAAGCUGCAGAAUCAGAGGGGUGGGCGCAUCUUCUUGCAGGACAUCAAGAAACCAGAUCGUGAUGACUGGGAGAAUGGACUGACUGCAAUGGAGUGUGCCCUGCACCUGGAGAAGAACGUGAACCAGUCGCUGUUAGAACUGCACAAAUUGGCAACUGAAAAGAAUGACCCACACUUGUGUGACUUCAUUGAGACUCACUACCUGGAUGAGCAGGUGAAAGCCAUCAAGCAGCUGGGUGACCAUGUGACCAACCUGCGGAAGAUGGGGGCACCCAAGUAUGGCAUGGCAGAGUACCUGUUUGACAAGCACACCCUUGGGGAAAGUGACAACAGCUGAAGGCUUGCCGAGAACCGCCCCGUGGGUUUCAGGGGGACUUCUACUUUACUGGUCCAGCAGUGCAUGCAUCUUCAGCUAUCUAGAUAAGCAGUUCUUAUACUCUGUACCAAAUAUCAGCCCUCUUCUCUCUUGUGUUUUGUGUACUGCCCUCCAUCCAAUAAAGUGACUUGGUUCAAGGUG
This is a messenger RNA of Meleagris gallopavo (turkey), 684 nucleotides long. NCBI's taxonomy places the organism in Eukaryota, Metazoa, Chordata, Aves, Galliformes, Phasianidae. The record is from RefSeq and is a predicted model, not a curated record.